UCCUGUCUUAUAUUAUCAGCUCAUUUCCCAUUAGUAAAAGUUAGCAUCACGAUUAUAUAAAAUAUCCUUCUAAAUAUUGGUUAGCAGCAUUCCACAUCCUUGAAGGUUGAACGAAGCCAGCUGACUGAUAGAAGAAAUCACCAAACUCAAUCAUGAAGUUCUUCAUCGUUGGUUUUGUCGCGGCACUAGCUAGCGUCGUCAGCGCUACCGCAGCCGUGGAGGCGGAAGCCGUUGUGAAUUCGGAGCCUUCGGAAACCCGUCGACCACCUCACUGGCCACACCCAUCCAGCACAACUGCAGCAAGCUCAUCGGAAACUACUACAUCAUUUAUCAUUACCAUCACCACAUUGCCAGGUCAUCCUACUACGUCCGUCAGUGCCGCUUGCCCGACGGUUACGCACACGACGCGGCCAAGUGAGUGCGAGCCAUUUUUGUGUCCAGUUCCAGGCUGCACAUUGGAGGAGGAGCUGUUCAUUCCAUGUGGCUGCAAGGGAGUUAAGACAGCUUUGUUCGUGGACGGGUGUCAAACUGCUUGCCCUGAGGGAUGCAUAACCCGACUCAGAACAGUCACGGCAGCUUGCGCAACGGCAACUCCAGUUCCAUUCAUAGCAUAAAGAGUGUUGAGCGAUUGGACAUAAAAUGCUAA
Molecule: messenger RNA, 646 nt
Organism: Hypoxylon trugodes
Lineage: Eukaryota; Fungi; Ascomycota; Sordariomycetes; Xylariales; Hypoxylaceae
Exons: 2
Coding region: 153-614 (153 amino acids)
Source: RefSeq, a predicted model, not a curated record